This is a messenger RNA of Melospiza melodia melodia, 636 nucleotides long. RefSeq names its product chromosome transmission fidelity factor 8 (gene CHTF8). The transcript has 3 exons. Lineage: Eukaryota; Metazoa; Chordata; Aves; Passeriformes; Passerellidae. Gene Ontology annotation, biological process: mitotic sister chromatid cohesion. Gene Ontology annotation, cellular component: Ctf18 RFC-like complex. The record is from RefSeq and is a predicted model, not a curated record. The coding region runs from base 69 to 425 and encodes 118 amino acids.
GGAAGGUCCAGGGGCUCCUGCUCCCCUCCCCGCUGCCCUGCCCUGACCGUGUCUCUGCAGGGCCCAGCAUGGUGCAGAUCGUCAUCUCCAGCGGUGGCACCGGGGCCCUGGCACAGUGGGUGCUGCUGGAGCUGCAGGGCGAGGUGGAGCCCCGGCAGAGCGGGGACCUGGCCGGGAGCCUGCUGGGAGACCUGCACUACACCUGUGAGGGCGUCCCUGUGCUCAUCGUGGGGCACCACAUCCUCUACGGGAAGGUGGUGCAGCUGGAGAAGCCGUUUGCUGUGCUGGUGAAGCAGGGAGGAGCCUCCCAGCCCAGCCCCGGGGAGCCCCAGGGCCACUACACCGUUACUGCCCUCAUCAAAACCAAACUGCUCUUCAAAACCCGCCCCAAGCCCAUCAUCACCCACGUGCCCAAGAAGGUCUGAGGGGAAGGAUGUGGGCUACGAACUCUGAUCUGCUGAUGGAAAAAGCAGCAGGCACUUGGGGAGAUCCAGGAGCUCACCCCUCUCCUGCACAGGGACACUGGCACUGCUGGGUCCUGUGUCUGGGUCACUUGUCCCCCCCAAAAUGACUCUUUUCAGAGAGCAACCAAGCUCUUGGCCACAGACCCCGUGGAUCAGCCCGGGGCCAUGGCUC